Molecule: messenger RNA, 1374 nt
Organism: Puccinia graminis f. sp. tritici CRL 75-36-700-3
Lineage: Eukaryota; Fungi; Basidiomycota; Pucciniomycetes; Pucciniales; Pucciniaceae
Product: NADH dehydrogenase (ubiquinone) flavoprotein 2
Exons: 6
Coding region: 432-1265 (277 amino acids)
Molecular function (GO): NADH dehydrogenase activity
Source: RefSeq, a predicted model, not a curated record
AUGAGCUAUGGAAAUUUUGAACGAGUUCCUCCAACCCGUAGUCUUCUCAUGCGGUUGAAUAUAACAAGCCUCUCCUUCGAUGCCGGAGGAUCCCUUCGUAAAGGCACUCUCGCCUUCUGAGGCUUCAACCACAGCGAGGGACUGCUAGUUGACUUUAGUUAUGUAUGCCAGGUGUGGGUCUUGUCACCGUCUUCGUCAAGAGUUGUGCUGCCAGGAUUAGCCGGCCCUGCGGCCUGCCGGGUAGUGUUGUCAGGUAUUAGCAUAUCUCGUUUAAGGUUUCCUCGGUUUAAGCAUACCUCGACCCCCUCCCUCGGCCUGCCCCGCUUGGAGCCUGCUUUGGCGGAGACUGACCAAUCAAAACCACGCUGAACCAACAACAACACACCCACCUCCACCAGCUCCACCAGGCCAGCUCACCUUAAUCAACCAUCAUGAACCUCGCCGGGACAGCCUCGAGCUCGAUCAUCAACACCGUCCGGGGUCGAUUGGCCAAGAACUGCCUAUCCUCCCUUCGCGCCGGUUCUCUCUCUAAAUCAUCAACCAACAAUGUAAUAUUACCCUCCGUUUCCAACCGAAGGCCAUGGUCUAGUACUGCCAUCCAACGAUCCGAUAGUCUUUUCGUCCAUCGAGAUACGUCAUACAAUAAUCCGCAGAUCCCGUUUGAAUUCACACCAGAAUACAUGGAGAAAGCUCAACGAUGCAUAGAUAACUUCCCACCACAGUAUAAGAAAGCUGCGGUGAUUCCGGUCUUGGACUUGGCUCAACGACAAAACAAUGGUUGGACUUCGAUCAGCGUGAUGAAUUAUGUGGCCAAACUAUUGGAAAUGCCACCGAUGAGAGUCUACGAAGUAGCCACCUUCUACACCAUGUUCAACCGUGAGCCGGUCGGAGAACAUUUUGUACAGAUCUGUACGACAACUCCAUGUAUGCUUGGUGGAUGUGGAUCAGGAGUGAUUGUAGAAGCGAUCAAAAACCAUUUGGGUGUAGAACUAGGCCAGACGACGAAAGACAAAAAAUUCACGGUGAUCGAGGUGGAAUGUCUUGGAGCUUGCAGUAAUGCACCAAUGGUCCAAAUCAACGACGAUUUCUAUGAGGAUCUUACUCCUGAAUCUGUUGUCAAAGUAUUGGACGAACUGGCUGCCGGACGCAAGCCUAAACCAGGCCCUCAAUCAUCACGACAGAGUAGCGAGCCUGUAGGCAAGCUCACUUCACUCAGCGAAAAACCUUAUGGCCCUGGUGAACAUUGUGUUGAAGAAUUCCGAUAAGAAUCAUGGUGCUUGCAGCCAUUUCAUACAUGAAACCAAAUCUCUCGUGUAAACCAAUCUAACAGCCUUUUUUGAGAUACAAUAUUUUUGGGGAGUCCCCGCCAUGUCA